This is a messenger RNA of Homo sapiens (human), 2837 nucleotides long. It is a transcript of the gene YIF1B, whose product is annotated as Yip1 interacting factor homolog B, membrane trafficking protein. Lineage: Eukaryota; Metazoa; Chordata; Mammalia; Primates; Hominidae. The record is from RefSeq and is marked validated. Gene Ontology annotation, biological process: endoplasmic reticulum to Golgi vesicle-mediated transport; cilium assembly; protein targeting to membrane. The coding region runs from base 31 to 906 and encodes 291 amino acids. Gene Ontology annotation, cellular component: endoplasmic reticulum; endoplasmic reticulum-Golgi intermediate compartment; Golgi apparatus. The transcript has 9 exons.
GAACCGCGGCUUAGGUGGCGGCGGCGAAGGAUGCACCCGGCAGGCUUGGCGGCGGCGGCUGCGGGGACGCCCCGGCUGCCCUCGAAGCGGAGGAUCCCUGUGUCCCAGCCGGGCAUGGCCGACCCCCACCAGCUUUUCGAUGACACAAGUUCAGCCCAGAGCCGGGGCUAUGGGGCCCAGCGGGCACCUGGUGGCCUGAGUUAUCCUGCAGCCUCUCCCACGCCCCAUGCAGCCUUCCUGGCUGACCCGGUGUCCAACAUGGCCAUGGCCUAUGGGAGCAGCCUGGCCGCGCAGGGCAAGGAGCUGGUGGAUAAGAACAUCGACCGCUUCAUCCCCAUCACCAAGCUCAAGUAUUACUUUGCUGUGGACACCAUGUAUGUGGGCAGAAAGCUGGGCCUGCUGUUCUUCCCCUACCUACACCAGGACUGGGAAGUGCAGUACCAACAGGACACCCCGGUGGCCCCCCGCUUUGACGUCAAUGCCCCGGACCUCUACAUUCCAGCAAUGGCUUUCAUCACCUACGUUUUGGUGGCUGGUCUUGCGCUGGGGACCCAGGAUAGGUUCUCCCCAGACCUCCUGGGGCUGCAAGCGAGCUCAGCCCUGGCCUGGCUGACCCUGGAGGUGCUGGCCAUCCUGCUCAGCCUCUAUCUGGUCACUGUCAACACCGACCUCACCACCAUCGACCUGGUGGCCUUCUUGGGCUACAAAUAUGUCGGGAUGAUUGGCGGGGUCCUCAUGGGCCUGCUCUUCGGGAAGAUUGGCUACUACCUGGUGCUGGGCUGGUGCUGCGUAGCCAUCUUUGUGUUCAUGUUUCCCCUUUUGCCGGGCGCGGUGGCUCAUGCUUGUAAUCCCAGCACUUUGGGAGGCCGAGGCGGUCGGAUCACGAGAUCCGGACGCUGCGGCUGAAGAUCUUGGCAGACGCAGCAGCUGAGGGGGUCCCGGUGCGUGGGGCCCGGAACCAGCUGCGCAUGUACCUGACCAUGGCGGUGGCGGCGGCGCAGCCUAUGCUCAUGUACUGGCUCACCUUCCACCUGGUGCGGUGAGCGCGCCCGCUGAACCUCCCGCUGCUGCUGCUGCUGCUGGGGGCCACUGUGGCCGCCGAACUCAUCUCCUGCCUGCAGGCCCCAAGGUCCACCCUGUCUGGCCACAGGCACCGCCUCCAUCCCAUGUCCCGCCCAGCCCCGCCCCCAACCCAAGGUGCUGAGAGAUCUCCAGCUGCACAGGCCACCGCCCCAGGGCGUGGCCGCUGUUACAGAAACAAUAAACCCUGAUGGGCAUGGCGUGGACAGCCUCUCCUUGGCCUCGCGCACGAAUGGGCGGGCCCAGCGCUGGGCAGGGGGCAGGGAGCUGGGGACGGGCCAGAGUAGGCACCACGCUGACCAGUCGCAGAAGGCAGAGAGGAAGGUUUAAUGAGCCCUGUCCAGGGCCCUUCAGUGGGGAGCCUCCUUCUUCUUGCCCUUCUCCUUCUUGCCCUUCUCCUUCUUCUUCACUUUGGGCUUCUUGGCCUUGCCCGGGAUGCUCUCGUGCUGCUUGGAGCCAGCAGCGUGGGACUGUGGGGCCGAGGGCAGGGAUGGGAGAGAAGAGAUGGUUCUGGGCUGGAAGCGAGACAGGGGGACCACUCCCCGCACCCUCCCCGCCAGCCCCAGUGCGGGGACGCCUCUCUGGGGUGCAGGGCACGUGCUUGGGGACGCUGGCGAGAGCCCCUUACCUUCACAUCCGUGUCCGAAUCGCUGGAGCUGCUGCUGGAGUCGGAAGAGCUGUGGUGUCCUUGCUGGAUGGAGGUGCGGCAGUGAGGCGGCGCCCCUUACCCAGCCCCCUGAAGUUGGAGGCCUAAGGCAGGACCCUGGGGUCAGGGGCAACCCCAGCCUUCCCGCCCCUCCGCAGCCGGUGAUGAGGCGACUUACCUUUGGACCCGGACCUGCCCCUGCCUCCGACCGGCCCUGAACUUUGUGGGGACUGAGCUUGGGAUCUCCCCCGUGGCCCGCCCCCACACCGGGCUUCUGGGAGGUGGGCUCCAGGGCUGUGGAGAGAAGUUGGGUGGUUGGUGCAGGCAGCUUCUGGGCUUGAGUCCGGCCCCCUGCACCUCCAGUCCACACUCCCCAGGAGCUCACCUGCUCCCAGGUCGAACUCCAUGGCGGUAAGAGAAGUUGGGUCCUAAGGCCAAGGGCGCCUGGGCCCUGCAGAGGAGCGGAGCAGGGGGAGGAGCGCUGAGACCUGCCCGUUGGAGGAAUGCUGAGACGCCCCACCCAACCUCUGUCCUGGUCCUCAGCCCUGACUCAUUGCCCGGCACCACCCAGGAUUUCCUCUGUGAGAAGUGGGGGAGAUGGACAGGUGACUGCUUCCGCCAGCCUUGGUGCCUCAGGGGAGGCCGACUGAGGGGGGCUCUGUGGAUGGCAUUCGGGGAGCUACAGGUUUCCCCCAAAAGCUCAGAUGCUCGUUCUUGAAGAGGGAGGUGCUGCCCCUGCCUUCCUGCGUACCGCGACAAUACAGCUUCCUCCGCGGCGCUUUAACACGCAGGGCGCUGCUGCCAGGGGCGUCCCGUGUUCUAACUCGCUCCCACAGCCCCUCCGGCUUGGUGAGCAGCGUCUGAGGGGUGAGGGGCAUAGACUUGGAGCCAGCCUGCUGCACUAGAUGCCAGCUGUGUCACUUAGCAGCAAGGUGACCUCAGCAAAGUUGUUUUACCUCUGUGCCUCAGUUUCCUCAUCUGUAAAUAACAGCUACCCAUGGGAUUGAUGUGAAAGUCAGAGGAGUUAAUUUCCUAGAAUGGUGUCUGGCAUGAAGUACUGAUAAUGUGUUGGUUUUUUAAAAAAUAAAAGGUAGGUGUUUUAGGCCAGUCA